AAGAAGAAGAAGAAGAAGUCAAAAAGUCCAGUUUCCAGCGACUCUUUCUAUCAACCGAAACCACCGACGCCCGUUUCUAACAGAAAAGAGAGAAACAUUUGGAAGACUGGACGAAGUGAGACAAAGAAGAGAAGCCUGCACAUCACUGAUUCAACUAGAGGAGGGCAGACUGGUUGAAAACGAUCAGAGCGUCACAGAGGGGGACGAGAAGGAGAGAAGAGGUGAAGCCAACAGAGGAGAGCAGGUGAGCGAGGGAGGAAGGUCAGGAGGCCACUACAACACAAGCCAACAGCAGGAAGAGAAGGAGAGAAGAAGAUGGGUGGACGAGUGGCACAGAGCUGCUGGUUGCUGAUCACACUCUCUCUGAAAGGUAUUCUUGCAGGUGAUUGGUCAGUUCGUCUCCCAUCCAGUCCUAUCUGUGCUGUGAUUGGCUCCUCUGUGGUUCUCCCUUGUUCCUAUGACUACCCCCAAAGUUCUAAUGAAACCAAGGAAGAGGGACGGCUCUCUACUCAGGGUGGUGGAGGAGGACAACAAGGACAGCAGUACAAAGUUUUGUCUGAGAUGUGGUGUCUUGAAAACAGUCGCUGUAUGACACAGAGAUAUGUCUUCCACAGUGCCGGCAUCUUCCCAGAACCGUCCUACCAGAACAGGGUGGAGUACCUGGGACAACCAGGGACAAAGAACUGCUCUCUGAGGAUUUCUGAUCUGAGGCAGUCGGACAGUGGGUCAUACGUGUUUUACCUCAUCACCAGCCACCCUACACAGAAGAUGCCAGAGCAGAGCGGCAUUCAGCUCCUGGUGGCAGACCCAUCCUCCGACGUCACAGCAUCAGCAAGUCCCUCCGGUGACAUCUCAGAGGGCGUGGCUUUACGUCUAGCCUGCUGCAGCCCUGCGGCCGGUCCACAGGCCCGUUUCAGAUGGUACAAGAGCGCAAGCACCAGCCCGAGACACACUGGACCGGUGUGGAACAUCACGGAGGUUACAUCUGAUGACUCUGGCAGCUACUACUGUCAGAUACAGACUGGAGAUAAAGUGCAGAACUCAACCGUGCUGCCCGUUGACGUAGAGUACUCUCCUCGAAACACAGCCGUCUCAGUCUCUCCUGCUGCAGAGCUACAGGACGGAGUUCCUGUGACUCUGACCUGCAGCAGUGAUGCCAACCCACCUGUCCAAACAUACACCUGGUACCAGGGUGCAGCAUGUCUCCCUGCAGCAGACAAAAGCUGGCAUCAGGCAAGACGAUCCCCGGCUACACCCUCCAGACGAGGCUCGACGCUCAGCAGCGCCAGCAUCACCACUGAGGACAGUGGGCAGCACUGCUGUGUAGCAAGCAACAGACGCGGAUCACAGACCGAGAGCGUAACACUCACAGGCUCCAAAGCGACGAACCCGUCUGAGUCCUCAGGAGGCAGAUUGAUCAUUAUCGGCGUGACCGUCGCUGUUCUACUGGCUAUCAUGGCAUUAGUGGCUUUUCUGACAAGGAGACGGAAGCCAUCCAGGCAACAGGCGUACGUCCUCGCUGAGACAACAGCUACAGCACCUUAAAGUACAAAACAAAGUACAAACAGCCUACAACCACCAGCAGAGACCUUUUUAUUUUAUUAAAGUAACUCAUGAUUCAUCACAUUUUUUCUUAAUAUCCUCGGACACUCUUGUGUGUUCACCUUCACACCUUAAAACUAGUAUUACAUCACAUGCUGUAACACCUUUUGGCCUGCUUGAGCCCCCUGUAGCACACAGAAGAAAAACAACUUCCUAGACUGUUGAUGGUGGCUCCAACUCACACAGUGUGACAACCUGAAGAUCACACGAUAGACGUCGCUGUACAUUCAAGCAAGCAGGAAAAAACCCUUAACUCCUGGAUUUCAAUGAGGAUGAACUUGGCUCACCUGGGCUUUAAGAGACUAAAUGCUUCAUUUCAGAACCAACAGAUCUGAAGAAAAAAGGAAAAACUGUCUGAAUAUCUUUAUUCUCGUGGUUAUCUGAUCAUUUGUUUAAGUGUGACUGCAAUCUUCAAGAAAGAAAUAUUUAUUAUAACAGAAAAUAGACUGAAAAUCCUCUGUUCUCAUUUCCUUUUUUACUUUGUGCUUUUGAACUGUUGCAGGAGCAGAUGUGAAUUUGAAUACAUCCUCUGGUGGUUCAUCACACAUGACGACCACAGAUUUUAACUUGCACCCAGUACUGUGUGAGCCAGAAACAGCUGUUACUGAAAGCCUGUUAGAGAUGAUGAUGAGGAGCAUGAAGACGAUGACAGAAAAUACAGACAUAAUGAUCCAAUUAAGAGCUGUUAGCAGUCGGGACUGUGUCCCAUCUGUGUGGUUUUGAGUAAACUCUUGGCAGUGAUAAGGCUCUAACGGAUACUGACCAGAGCCUGAGGAUGAAAACCAGGAGGACAGUGACUCUGACAACCCGGACAUCACAUUUACAACAUGUACUUGGAUAUCAACUCUUCAUCUCAUUAUCGGCUAUUUUUAGCAAUUUGCUUUUGCCUGAUUCAUCAUAUUAAAGUGAGCAGAGUAAAGUGGUGCAAACAUGAUAAUUAAGUAAACAAGGAAGUGCAGUGCUUGUUUCAUUUCAAGAGACAGUUUCACAUACUGUAUGUGCUCGUCAGGUCAAGAGCUGUUUUGCUUGGUUGUAUUUAGCGUAUAUUUUUUAACAUUUAUGUGACGUUUUAAUGAGGAAAUAGAGGUGCACAUAUUGUAAUGUCACUGAUUCCGUUACAUAUACUGAGCUUCUGAUUUUAAAGCUGUUUUGAACCACA
Sebastes umbrosus (honeycomb rockfish) is the source of this 2761-nucleotide messenger RNA. RefSeq names its product B-cell receptor CD22-like. The record is from RefSeq and is a predicted model, not a curated record. NCBI's taxonomy places the organism in Eukaryota, Metazoa, Chordata, Actinopteri, Perciformes, Sebastidae. The coding region runs from base 316 to 1545 and encodes 409 amino acids. The transcript has 9 exons.